CUUAUUAAUCAUUCGAUAUUUAAUGCCUUGGUUGUGUACAUAACUCAAGAAAGGGAAAUAAGUGUGCUUGUAAUUUAUUUAUCAACAAACAUUUUUGUUAAAUUCAUUAAGUGAAUAAUUUAGAUGUUAUAUAUCACAAUAGAAAAUAUUCCUAUGAGAUGUUUUAAUUAUGAUAUUUCGCAUAUUAUUCAUUAUCUUUACAUAUACGAGUAAUAUUUUCAUGAUUAAAACAGACAAUGAUAACAUGUAUUGCCGUGAGAAGGAUAGAUUGAUUACUUCCGACGAUAGUGAUGAAUAUUUGCUUGCAAGUGCUGAAAUCGAUACGAUGGUAAAGUUAUUGUGCCGAUAUUGUAAUGAUAAUGAAGAAACACAACCCAAAAUAUGGUAUUAUCAAGAUCGGUUGCAAACUUUACCAGAAAGAGAAGUACAGUUAGGGAUGGACAACAAUGUAUCAUAUAAUAGAAUUUAUGUAACGUUAGGUCUUUCAUUAGUGAUAAAAAAUAUCAAAAAGACAGAUGCAGGAAUUUAUCGGUGUCAUGGUCAAGAAGGGCAAGAGGAAGAAUACAAAUUUAACUACAGAAUAGAACCAAUAUUUAAAGAUCAAAAUACAUUUAUAGAAACAGGAAACAUUACUAAAUGGGAAGAGUAUCGUGUAAUAAAUUUACUAUCUGUGACUACACGCUUUGCUGUAUCUAAAAUGCUUGAUCUUGUCUAUCUACGACAAGAAGGCAUUAUUCUAGAAGUAAUUUCUGAAUGGGGACCAUGGGGUCCAUGUGAAAAAUGUAUACAUAAUCGAGGAAUUAAAACCCGUAGAGGAUAUUGUAGAUUGAAGCGUCAAUUUGAUAAAAGCAUUAUACUGGAUCAUACUUCUUUAAUUGUAAAGUUUUUUAAUAAGACCUCUAUGCUUCCAUGCAAAUCCAUACUUCUUCAAGAAGAAUUUCCUAUUGUCAGUAGUGCUGUAAAAUAUUUGCCGGAAUUUGUUUUGGAAGAGGCGUGUAAAAAUUAUACAAAAGUAAAGAAAAAGAAAAAAGGGAAAAAAUUUAAAUAUAGAAAGCAGUAUGUGUUCUCAGAGGGCGCUCAUUUUGCUAUUUCGUGUCCGGAAUCAGAUCUGCAAUCGCAAAUAGUUUGGAAAAAAGAUUCCAUUGUUUUGAAGCAAGGUUUAAGUCGAUCGUUUCGUAAAACAGAUGCUGAAGCUCGAAUGAUGGUUGACACAUUUUCAACACUUUACAUAAUUGAUAUUACGAAAGACGAGGAAGGUAAUUAUACAUGUUACGUCGAUAACGUUAAUAUGAUGCAAAUGAAGAUCAUUGUUGUUCUUAAAUCGAGAUUUUGGACAUUAGUAUUUUUGCGUCACAUGGGUUAUCUUGGAUUCAUAUUAUUAUUAACUUCAUUUUGUUAUUGUACCGGUCUGAUUAUAACGUGUAGACGAAAGGAUACCUUUAAAGUAAUGUUUCCUGAGAAGAAGGACGUGCAAAGAAAAAUACAAUAUAAUGGAAAAGAAAAAAUAGAAGAAGAAAGUGAUCUUACAAUAUGCGUGGGAAAUGAAAAAUAAAAUAACAAAUGUAUAGACAUCUGAUGCUAUAUAUUAUAAUAAUAUUUAUAUCGGUAUCAAACGUAAUCAUACAUGAAAGAAUAAUUAAUUACCAUUUUUCAUAAUAAUUGUAUUUAUUAUUAUAGUUUUUUGAAACAAACGUAUAUCCUGUUCGUUCAUUAUCUUAUAAAGGGAACGAUGAUGAUUGUCGCUUAAUAGGAUGCUUUGAACGCAUCGCGAUAAUGGAAAAUUGUUGUUUCAUAAUUAUAGACAUUCUUUUCAAGCCAACGAUCGAUGAUUCGUCUGAAGAAAGUAAUUAUCGUCGGCGCACGAUUCUUUUUUAUUGAUACAUAUACAUAUACAUAACAUAUACAUAUACAUAUACAUAUACAUAUACAUAUACAUAUACAUAUACAUAUACAUAUACAUAUACAUAUACAUAUACAUAUACAUAUACAUAUACAUAUACAUAUACAUAUACAUAUACAUAUACAUAUAUAUAUACAUAUACAUAUACAUAUACAUAUACAUAUACAUAUACAUAUACAUAUACAUAUAUACUUAUGGUGUACGGCCUUAAAGCUAAGCGAAGAACUCAAGAGUCAAGUGAAAGGAAAGAGACUGCGUUAUACGCGUAGCCCUCUCUGGUAAGUCUGUUAGUCCUACCGGUUAGUUCCAAAAUGGCUGUGCUCGAUCGUUUCUCCUUGAUAUUUCACCUUCCGCCGUUCUUGGUGACUUUCAACGCGUGAAUCUCACAUUCGUGUUUAUUUAACGAAAUAGAACGA
Molecule: messenger RNA, 2316 nt
Organism: Vespa mandarinia (Asian giant hornet)
Lineage: Eukaryota; Metazoa; Arthropoda; Insecta; Hymenoptera; Vespidae
Product: UPAR/Ly6 domain-containing protein rtv-like
Biological process (GO): positive regulation of voltage-gated potassium channel activity; regulation of synaptic transmission, cholinergic; sleep
Source: RefSeq, a predicted model, not a curated record